Messenger RNA from Dermacentor silvarum, 548 nucleotides. RefSeq lists its product as uncharacterized. Bases 18 to 518 code for a protein of 166 amino acids. Lineage: Eukaryota; Metazoa; Arthropoda; Arachnida; Ixodida; Ixodidae. The record is from RefSeq and is a predicted model, not a curated record. The transcript has 2 exons.
GGUACGAAUCAGGAGCCAUGGCCCGCUUCAUCAUGGUCGGCCUGCUCGCCACAUCGGUUGCCUACGCGGCCUCCCUCCAACAGCAGCAGCAGCGGCAGCAGUCACAGCAGUGGCCCUAUGGAACCCGUGGGGGAAGUGGAGGUGCCACUGGAUUUGGCAGCUUUGGCUACGGUAACUCGGGAAAUCCAACCUACGGUAGUGGCGGUGGCUACGGUAGCGGCUACGGUAGCGGCUACGGUGGCCGUGGUGGCUACUCGGGAGCCGGUGGCAGAAGCGUCGGCGGUGGCUUGGGUGUUGGCAGCAGCUACGGAGGUGGCGUCUCUGCAAACAGGAGAGGUGGUACCAGCAGCUUUGGCGGCGGCUCCAGAGGUGGUUACGGCUCUAGCAACUUGCGAGGUGGCUACGGUGGCAGCAGUGAGACUGGCCACAGCGGCUAUGGUAGAGCGUCCUCUAGUGGGCCACAGCAGCAGCAACAGCAGCAACAACGUCAGCACUUCCCAGGAUACCUGUUGGGAUAGGGGUAAUAAACUUUGUGAUGACAAAGAAAA